This is a messenger RNA of Cordyceps fumosorosea ARSEF 2679, 1656 nucleotides long. RefSeq lists its product as hypothetical. The transcript has a single exon. Lineage: Eukaryota; Fungi; Ascomycota; Sordariomycetes; Hypocreales; Cordycipitaceae. The record is from RefSeq and is a predicted model, not a curated record. The coding region runs from base 1 to 1656 and encodes 551 amino acids.
AUGGCGACGCGCCAACCCCGUGCCUCCUCUGGCAGCCACAACACGAAGUCUUGUCACCUUCUCGAUACGCCAGUGCAGAUCAACGACUCGCUCACAUACUGCACUUCCCACAACAGCAACAAGAGACCGCGCACUGCUGAGGACGCCUCCGAACACACUGCUGACUAUUUCGAAGCCAUACGGCAGGUGAAGGACGAAGACGACUUCUCGAUUGGCCUUUCGUUGCAGGAGCAGACCCAGUCCCAGCACCAGCAAGACUCACACCUGGACCAGCUUCAACUUGAAUUGCAGUUCCAACAACGCUACCAGUCGCAGUUUCAUCAGCUCCCACAGUACGACGACUGCCUCCCAGACGGCUCCGAGCUGAUCCCUUCGCUGCCCCCGGAGGUCCGACAAGGGGAGGAGCAAUUCCCGUAUCCGUUCCUCACCUACCACACACUUCAGCAACCAUCACCGUCAGAGUUGGUGUCGGUGAGCUCAACCUCACUGUCACCCAGCUUUAGCUCGCCUGGCUACUACGAGACGGCCACCACCGCUACCCCGGCCGACAUCUCGUCGCCUCAGGUCAUCUUUCACAGCACCGCCGCCACCGCCACCGCCGAGCUUCACAUCCAAUCACUGCCGUUACCAGCUCAGGCCGCACUUCCUCUACCAUCUCCUCCGCAGCAGCCAGAAAUUCCUCAGCAACCAAUUGACCAAAGCAAGCCGCAUCUCCGUCCCGCCAUGACGACCACGACUGAGGAGGCUGCCGCCGCGCUGUCCAAGUCCUCCUCAGAGGCCACCUCUGAGUGGGCCAGGCGCGUCAACGAAUUUUAUUCCUCUUGCACCUCGACUUCGUCGUCAUCCUCAUCCGCCCACGCGGGGAUGCCGCCGCCGCCGCUACCGCUCAGUAUGCUGCGCAUUGGAGGCUACACGCUUGAGGAGGCGGGCGUCACGCUUCCGGAGGACCUGUCGCCCGCGGAGCGCGACCGCCGGCUGUGCCUGCUCGCGCAGGAGCUGCACUACGAGGUGAGGCACCCGCCGGUGCUGCCGCCGUCGCGCGUGCCGGAGCUCCCAGAGAAGACACCACCGUCGCCGCUGCCGCGCGUGCAGCCGGGCAUGAACCAGGCGCAGCGCGAUGCCAUCACCCACGAGGUCGCGCGGCUCGCCGCCGCUCAGCGCAAGGCCGACCAGGAGCGCAACAACCUCGCAGCCAAGAAGUCGCGCCUGCUGCGCCUCGAGUGCCUCGACAACACCCGCCUCCAGCUCAACGCCAAGGCGGCCGAGUGCGCCUGGCUUCGCCUGCAGAUCGUGGCGCUGUUGGGCGUGCCGCUACCGCGACGCCCAAGCGAGGCCUGGGGUGGCUCCGACUUUGUCUACCAAACGCCGGAGAGGCGAUGGGAGGCGGAUGAGGAAGGAGAGGUGGACGUGGAGGGCGUCGUGCCGACAAGGAUCAAGCGCGCCAUCACGGAAGAGAUCCGCGCCCGCGUCGAGGCGCACAGGGAGGCGCUCGAGGAGGAGCACAAGCGCAGAACCACCGCCAGCCGCUCACUACGACGCUCCGAGGCGCAGGCGCAGGCCAGAGCCGCCGAAGUACAAGCCGACGAGGAGGAAGAUCACCGGCAGUGGCAGUACCAGCAGCAGCUACUGCGCCGGCGGAAUCGCGAUAGUUUGUGA